Molecule: messenger RNA, 2481 nt
Organism: Syngnathus acus (greater pipefish)
Lineage: Eukaryota; Metazoa; Chordata; Actinopteri; Syngnathiformes; Syngnathidae
Gene: ndnfl
Product: neuron-derived neurotrophic factor, like
Exons: 4
Coding region: 125-1834 (569 amino acids)
Biological process (GO): extracellular matrix organization
Molecular function (GO): protein binding
Source: RefSeq, a predicted model, not a curated record
CAUCCCCCAUCCUCCUCCUCCUCUUCCAUCCCUCACUUGAUGCCAUCCCAGUGGCGGAGGAGAGCCUACGCGACGGAGGAGACGAAGCGAGGGCCAAUCAGAGCAAAGCAAAGAAACGGGAAGGAUGGCAGUGGAAUCGCUGUCCCGCUGUCUCUGCGCGGUUCUGGUUCUGUUCUGGAGCGCGUCGUGGCCCUUGGCCCAUUCGGCCUCUGCGCCCGAGAACGAGGUGACGCUCUGGCCCGCUGCCUGGUUAUCGGAAGGCAAGCUCAGCACUGUGACGCUCCCGAAAGGACGCACUCAAAGGACGUACUUCACGCUGAGGAAGGCGGCAGCCAUGUCGGUGACCGUCAGCCCGUGUGACUCGCCCAUCGAGUGGAGCCUGGCUGCUCGCACCCUGAAGGACAAACCUCUCAAGAGUCAUGAGUGGAGCUCCAAAAAGAGCAUGCCCGAGAUGUGGUGGAGGGGUCCUGGGACUGAGGAGAAAAUACACACUUUUUCCGGCGGUACGUCGGACACCUACAGCGGUCGGGCGUCCCCCCACGCGUCCAUCUACAUUCUGAGGAUGCGCUCCAAACAGCAGAGCAGCAGCGCCACAGUGUACCUCCACCAAGGCUCAGGCCCCUCGGGCGCUUUCCCAGAGAUUCCGGCUGACCCCCGCGUACACACGUUGGGCGUGGGGAUGACAAGCGUCACCCUCAGCUGGACUCCCAGCGCCUCGCUUGCUGGUCCCUCUCAGGACAAAUAUGAUUACUGCGUCCUGGUCAACUCCCAACGCAACUUGCCCAGUCUUUGCGCAGCCCAAGAGAGCGCCAGGGAGGAGAGGGAUAAAAACAGAGAGAAGACAGCGAAGAAGAGGAGGGUGACAGCAUGGCCCAUCUUGAAGGAGUGGUGGUGGGAGCAGUGGGAGGCGGACUUGGAGGAAAAGAGUCCAUCUCCUUACGGGGAUCUUCGGUGUGUCUGCCAGGGGACGGAGAACGUCUGCACAGUCUCUGAGCUCCUGCCCGACACGCAGUACUACUUUGAUGUCUUCGCAAGGGACCGAGUCAAUGGGACCAGCGCCACCUACGAGGGGACCGCCGCCCGGACCCACGGGGAAGCCCAGCCGUCCGUCACCUCGUUGAGAGAAGGUGAGCUGAGGUCGGUCACCUUCCAUGACACGGGACCGAGAUCCGAGCAGUUCUUCAGCUUCCGUCCACGCGGGUCGCAACAGAGCGGUCUCCUCACUGUGCAGAGCUGCGGCGGGGGCAGCAAAUUCAAGCUCACCGUCUCCAGUAAAGGUCGUGUUCUGACCACUCGGGCCGUGGGGAAGGACUUGGUGCAAGUUUGGCUCCAGGGAAGCCCGGUUUAUCUCAUCCACCUGGAGAGGGAAGGAACCGCCAUGAGCGAGAGAUCCACAGCUUCCUUACUCGGGGGUCUGAAGGCUUCGGUCAAAUUACAGACCUCCUCAGCCUACCACCGCAAGGGCGUCCCAUCCCUUCCUUCCACCUUGCAAGUCAAAUCCUUCAACCGCUUACGUGGCUGCAACAGCGUCACCCUCGCCUGGAUGGGCACAGAGGAGAGGAGCCUCUACUGUGUGUACCGGCGAAAGCAGCGGGGCCGACGCGACGAAGACACCCUCAACGCAUCCUGUCUGGGACCGGAAUCCCGCUCGGAUACCGAGAGGGUUCUCUGCAAGUAUUUCCAGGAGCUGAACCCAAGGCGGGCCGUCACGACGGCUGCGAUUGGAAGCCUAGAGCCGGGGACCACUUAUGUGUUUGAUGUCUAUUUAAUGAGACGCUGGGGGAUCCCUGUCAAGUAUGCCAGCAAGAUAGUCAAGACCAGGAAGGAGUGCUGAGAUACCGCCCCCUGCAGGAGGGUUGUGGACUACACUGUAAAGCCUGAUCAUGAGAAUGAAGCCAUUUGACUGUUGAGAGACAGAAGGAUUUAUUCCCUUUCGGAGGAGCAAUCGUUGGCCUGGCCACUUGUCUUCUUCUGAGGACGCGAGAAGAGUCCACACACCAGCAAAUAUUCAUAUUAUUCCUAUUCAAUAUUUACAACACAAUGCUUCUCAUCGUCCAUCGCGAUCAUGACGUGGCAGCAGUCCAAGUACUCGUUUUGUGCCCGAGUACAAAGGACAAAUGAGGUUUGUGUUGUCAGGCAAGAAAAAAAGCAGUGCCCAAUAUGCAACAGAAACAGAUGGGGCAAUAAUUGGAUGACAUCUGAGACAUGUGGGCGGGAAGGGGAGCAGCGGGGGAACUGGGGGGGAUUUGUAGUGUAUAUUUCCGGUGAUGCUUAUUGUGUCAACGCAGCGGGAGUGCAAUCUACAGAUGCUUAGUUCAAAGUCAAAAGUGUGUAUCUUUGUGUUGUACUUUUUGCAUGAAUCAGUGGAGAAAAACAAACAAACUUGUGUCUAUUGCCUCAUUGUCAUUGAUGUAUUCUUGUCCUGCCUCAAACGCUCCAAAUAAAUACCAGGCGUAUUUCACUACAUUCUUUAUAAAGUCA